Molecule: messenger RNA, 1701 nt
Organism: Microthlaspi erraticum
Lineage: Eukaryota; Viridiplantae; Streptophyta; Magnoliopsida; Brassicales; Brassicaceae
Source: the annotation of a GenBank genome assembly
AUGGACUCAGUCCUAUCAAAUUCUCAGGGAGCUCGCUCCCAAUCUCAGAUCCCAUCGGAUCAAAUCACUUCGGAUGUCAGCAGUGCCAAAACUGCAGACACAUCGAAAAACCCGAUCACCUCGCCAACUGGCAGCAGCCAAACUGCUAGUAGAUCGAGCGUCCUGAUCGAUCCGGUUAUCACCUCCGCGGCAGCGAACUCGAAUGUUCCAGCCCGCGUGAAACCAUCGGUGAUCAACCUCGUCACUCCUGUGAUAGCCGAGAACUCGAUUCUACCGAAUCAGAUCUCGCACGCAAUUGAGAAACCUCAUUUGCGGAUUCGGGUCAAAUCUAAAGAUUUCCCGAUUACCUCGACACCGAUCAGUCGGAAAUCUCCGACGCAAACUGUGUCAACAUCGUUUGCCUUGGCUCGACCGAAUCCGGACGACCAAGCCCGAAUCAAGCGAAUGCUCACCGACCUGAUUAACAGUCAAUACGACCAAAAAAUCAGCUCGUCGAAACGGGAUGAGGCGCCACUGCGUGCUCAUGUCUUCCAGACUCUCGUCCCACCGAUGAGCUCGCCAAUGAGCAGCUUGAACAUUCCAGAUUCAAGCAAAUCGGAGAUAGGAUCUCAGCCAACAGAGCGACUUCCAUCUCCACCUCCAAAGCUAUCACGUAUCGAGCCAACUAUAUUUAGAUGGCCCGAAACUAUGGCUUCCAACUCAAGCUUGCAGGCGAUGUCUCAGCUCAAAAAUCAGUCCGAUGAAAUUUUGAGCUCGCAGCUCCCUGCAACAGCUCGAACUGUUGUUAACGGAAACUAUCAACAGUUUCCCGCAACAAAUGAUCUAGUCGAUCGAGCUCAAUUUCAUAGAGCAAACGAUCCGACAGAUCUAGCUCGAUUGACAAAAGCAAACAGCUCGUCAAAUCAAGCUCUAUCCCAUCCGAUUUCAACUAACCGGAUUCCUGUCGAUCCGCGAAACCUUUUGGACCGCGAAUCUUUCGAAAGGUUCCAGGUCCAAACAAACCUCGCAUUCUGGCAAGCGAACUCAACGUUUAACCAAACAAUGAGUUUGAUUCCAGAUAUCGACAAAUUUUCUCCCGAAGAGAUAGAAGCAGCUUGCUGCCAACUCUUUGUUGAAAACCUAGCCGGACCAGCUAAAAAAUGGUUUGAAACGCUGGACGAAAAAUCAAUAGAUAAUUUCGACCAGCUGAUUUCGGCAUUCGUAAACCAAUAUUCGAUCUUCAUCGAAUCAGAAGUUUCGGAAGCCGAUCUCUGGAAGCUUCCUCAAGCUCCAAACGAAUCACUUCGAUCCUACGUCAAUAGAUUCAAAGCAAUCAUUGCUAAGAUCGAAAACCCUAACGAGGCAGUAGCUCUACUAGCCUUCCGAACAACCUGUGUUCUCAAACCGAACCCGAGUUCCGAUUUAGAGAAGUUCUGCGAACAUCACCAAAUCUACGGCCAUUCCACCGACGAAUGCCGAGCCAGAGCUAAGGAAUUAGCUAAAAAGCGGAGAGCUGAGGCAAAAAUGGAAAAAGCCAAUCAGCCCUCAUCGAACGAUAACGACAAAGCACCCCGAAAAAGGGAACGCGAGAUCGGAAUCAUCUCCCAAGAAUCACCUCUUUCACAUAAGAAGCGAUUCGACUCGACCCGUGUUCAGAGAGCUCAGCUCACGCCGCAGCUCAAUGACCCUCGCGGUCACCCGCCCGCCCGCACCAAAAGAUAG